CACGGAAUUUUCCAACAAGCGAUUAUCAUACAUUUGCAGUAUUUCAGCAGCGUUUUGGCACAAACUUUUGCAGUAACGUUCUUAUGUUCUAUUAUGGAUUAGUUUUUUGAUAAUUUAGGUGCGUAUUUUUUGCAAAUUUGCAUUCAAUUUGAAGUAAACAUUUGGCUACGUCUGGUUUGUUUACAUCUAUAAAUAGACAGACUCAGUCAAUGUAAACAUGGCUGCGGGACGGGUAAAAGUGGUGAUUCUGGGACACUCGUUUAUACGCCGUUUGCGAGAUUUUGUGUUUGCAACACCGGAUUUUUACAAUUUGCGGCUAUAUCCUUCACAUUUCUCUGUGGAAUUUCGAGCAAGAGGAGGUUUAACGAUCAGACAAUUAGCAAAUUGUUCCAGUUUGAUAAACUUUGUGGACCAAGAUGUGUGUUUUCUACAAAUCGGUAGCAAUGACUUAUGUGAUGCAUCAUUACCAGUUAAAGACAUUGCCAAUGCAAUAACAUCCUUUGCCUCAUUUCUGAUAAUUACAGGAAAAGUGAAAAUCGUGAUUAUUGGCCAGGUGCUUUUUAGGUCAUCACAAGUUACAGACCCUUGGUACAACGACAGAGUCACAGAGCUCAAUGUGUUGCUAGAAUCCCUGUGCAUAAAUUCAGACACAAAGUUAAAGUUUUGGCAUCACCAUGGUUUCUGGAGUGAUCCGAGUAUGUCUCACCUAUCACCCGAUGGUGUCCACCUACAGAAUCCCAGAGAAAAUGCCCGUCCCAUGCAGAAAUAUGCUCAAAGUAUCAAAAGUGCAAUACUGCAUUGUGCCCGCACCUUCAUGCUCAGAUAAGUAAUGUAAAAUUUAUCUAUAGCCAGUAUACAAUUUAUUCAACCUUAAAUUUUAUGGUGGUAUGUUUAUGGCACAAACUAAAAUCAUAAUAUUUUUACUUUGCCAUGAUUAUUCAAUGGCCUCAGUAUAAUUUAAUGCAGUGCAUGUAUAUCCUGUUUCUUCAAACUAUUAAAAAUGCUAUAUCAAUUCAGGUUAAUUUGCAUCCUGAAUUUUAUUCAUGUAAAUUCUUACUUUGACAAACAAUAACACCACCUAUCAUUUUUAACAAUUCUAUACCAUGUCAUUUAACUUGGAUUCAAUUUCUUUCAAGCAAUUAUACGCCAUGUCAAGUAUGGCAGACACAAAUUGUUACUAUGCAUUUUUACGCCAUGUCAAUUAUGGCGGAUGCAUUGUACUCGGCAUGUUUACACCAUGUCUAUUAUGGCAGAUGCAUAUUUUACAAUGAAAUUUUAUGCCUUUCAAUUAGGGCAUGUACAUUUUUACAAUGCAUUUUUACGUCAUAUCAAUUAUGGCGGAUGCAAUUCUGUUUACAAGCAUUUUUACGCUUUGUCAAUUAUGGCGGAUGCUUAAAUUGUAUGUGCUUCAAAUAUUACAAGCAUUUCAGGUCAUACUGUUUGUGACCAAAGCUUGUAAUUAAAUAAGCUCAAAUUUUGCAAUUAUAUGCCAUGUCAAUUAUUGCUAAUGCAAUUUUUACAAUGCAUUUUCACGCAUGUCAAUUAUGGCGGAUGCAUUUUUGUUUACAAGCAUUUUUACGCUUUGUCAAUUAUGGCGGAUGCUUGAAUUGUAUGUGCUUCAAAUAUUACAAGCAUUUCAGGUCAUACUGUUUGUGACCAAAGCUUGUAAUUCAAUAAGCUCAAAAUUUGAAUUUACAUGCCAUAUCAAUUAUAGCUAAUGCUAAUUUUACAAUGCAUUUUUACGUCAUGUCAAUAUGGCGGAUGCAUUUUUCAAGCAUUUUUACGCCAUGUCAGUUAUGGUGGAUGCUUGAAUUCAAUACGGUUCACAAUAUUAUAAGCAUUUAAGGUCAUAAUAUUUAUGACCAAUGCUUGUAAUUACAUAACCUCAAGAAUUUGCAUUUUACACCAUGUCAGUUAUGGUUGAUGCUUACAAUAUUAUGAACCUUUUGCCAUGUUAAUCAUGGUGGUUGCUUUUGAUUUUAAUCAUGUUAUGUCGUGUCAGUUAUGGCAAUUACUUUUUCACAUUUGAUUUGGCUUCUUGUCUUAUAAUUUCUAAGAUAAAUGCAUUGAAUAGGCUAGUGUCCUUUAUUCAAUUCAAUUUGCAAUCAUAUUAAAUUACAACAUUUCCUAAAUGUUGAGAGAUGAUAGUGAUCUAUACCCAAAGCUGUUAAAAUUAAUUGCUUCAAAAUUAUUACCUUAUUGGUGAAAUCAAAUCUUAACAACAUACUGUUUUAAUUUCAUUUAAAUGAUAUAUCAGCAUUGUUUCUAAUGGAUGCCAAUUAGUUAUUUAUCACUCAAUUUUUCAGUAUUUCACCAUGGGUCCAAAAAGAAAACAAAUCUCGUCUUCAACAACUUCUCAAAAUGAUGUGUCCAAGCAGGCCAAGCGUUCUUCAAAUAAGCGUCAAAAGCAGUCAUCUCUACCUGUGGACAAUCAACCUAAUAUUAAUUAUGAUUUAUUAGCUGAAGCCAUUUUGAAAAAACAGCAAGCUGUAAAUGUCAACCUACUCAGUGACUCACCCAUACAACAAACAGUAAAUCCUACUCAAGAUUCAUCAUCAAUUGAUGUUACUGAACCUGCUGUCUGCACCAUUUCCCAAACUUAUCUGCCAACCCAAACAGAAGCAGCAGGCCCUUCAACUACACAGACACCGACUACUACAGAACCUCCAUCUACAAGUGUCAACCACAUCAACCAUUUCUCAUCUUUUUUUGCAUGAACUAUUUGCAGGAGGCCAAAGCAAUAGCCCCAUGGUUAAAUCCUCAACCAACACUUCUCCCUUCACAAAUGGUGUUCAUUUAACCACAGAGAGCCUCCAGUUACUGGUAGCAGCCAUAGCACCAUCUACUCGAAGAGCUUACUUGCGGAGUUGGACCUUGCUUUUAGAUUAUUGCAGCAGAUCAGAUUCCCCAUUCACAUUUCCUUGCUCACCAAUUUUGAUUUCCAACUUUAUCAGCCAUUUACAUUUCCAAAAUCUUAGUGCUUCAACAAUUACAUCUCAUGUGUCGGCCAUAAGCUAUGUGCAUAAACUUUGUAACGUUAAUGACCCAACACAUCAUUUUGUGGUUCGCAAAAUCUUGAAAGGCUGUCAACAGUUAAAAACUUCUCCAGAUACUAGAAUGCCCAUUACUAAGCCCAUCCUGCUAAAACUUUUAUUGGCUUUACAAAACACUGUAUCUGAUAACAACAAUAUCAUUAUGCUUCGUGCUAUUUUCCUUUUGGCUUUUCAUGGAUUUUUUCGCCUAGGAGAAUUAGUUGUACAAGACAAAGAACACGUUACUAGAGUUCUUCAAAGGGCUGAUCUUAAUUUUGUCAAAGAUCAGGGUGUACAAAUCAGGCUCAGAUAUUUCAAGCACAUGAAAAACAACCAACCUGUAACCAUUUUGCUCUCCCCUAGUAAAGAUGUUCAAAUAUGUCCUGUACGUGCCCUGUAUUUGUACACUUGCAGUUUCAGCCACAAAUCUGGUCCAUUUUUCUCCUUUAAAUCUGGUGCACCAGUUUCCCGUUCAUUUGUAGUGUCAAACUUGAAAGCAGCUUUGACAUUUUGUAACUUAAAUCCAAACCUUUAUAAAGGACACAGUUUUAGGAUUGGUGCGGCAACAGAAGCCGCCCGCCUGGGUUUUUCUGAAAGUUAUAUUCAGCAGCUUGGUCGAUGGCAUUCAAAUGCCGUUCAACGGUACAUAAGGAUCAAUUCAUUUUCAUUAUAAACAUUGAAGCAAUCCGUUUAAUUUCCAUAUUACAUGUACAAUUACUCCCAUUUAAUUACACCCUUUUAUGAAUAAUGAUACAGGGGGAAACAGGCCAGUAUUUGACUGCUGUUUCCGGAAAUAGGCCAGUAUUUGACUGCUAUUUCCCAUAACAUACCUAUGUUAGCAGGAUAUUUUUGCUUGAUGAAUAGUUUUUAUGAUUGAUUUUUUCUUAGUUGAACAGGCCAGUAUUUGACUGCUGUUCUUAUGUGCCAUGAACAUUGUUGUAGGCCAGUAUUUGACUGCUACACAAUGUAUGCUUUACUGUAUAUAGACUAUACAUUUAGUUUUGCCCCCAACUCAUGACAUUCACUUUGUGACACUUUGUUUUAGAUAUUUUCAAUGUUCUUGAAUUUUGUUGUGUUUGUUAAAAUUUAAUUUGUAUCCAUUUUACACGGUAUUGCACAGGCCAGAAUCUGUCUGCUGUGCUUAUUCAGUCAUCAUUGAAAUUGCAGUUUUAAUUGUUUUACCUGGCUAUUCUUGGGUGGCGCAGAAAGUCACUUACUGAAGGCAGCAUGUUUCCUUUCUUUAUGGCUUUUUUGUGCACCACCUUUUUGCUUCUUAAGUGUUUUUUACCAGUUAUACUAUUGGCUGGGCUAAUUUUGUCAUGUGUUUAGCAAGAAUUAUGUCAUGUGACUAGUCAGCAUUUUUAACUAGUCAAUUUGUCAUGUGACUAGUCAGCAUGUUUAUCUAGUCAAUUUGUAUGUACUAUAUAUUUUGUUUUAAGCCCAGCCAAUUAAUUGUGAUAUAAGUUUAUGUAAUAGUUAAAUGUAGUUUUUAGUCAUUUGUUAGUUUCAAUAAAUGACAUUUUCACUCAA
Messenger RNA from Saccostrea echinata, 4562 nucleotides. RefSeq lists its product as uncharacterized. Gene Ontology annotation, biological process: DNA integration; DNA recombination. The record is from RefSeq and is a predicted model, not a curated record. NCBI's taxonomy places the organism in Eukaryota, Metazoa, Mollusca, Bivalvia, Ostreida, Ostreidae. Bases 2563 to 3705 code for a protein of 380 amino acids. Gene Ontology annotation, molecular function: DNA binding. The transcript is spliced from 2 exons.